UACCUCUGCAAGGAAUGCGGACUUUCUGAGUCAUGGGUAACCUUGAAUCGGCCGCAAAAGUCAACAUCGGUCAGCUGGAGGGCUCAUGUUCUCGCGAACUGGACCUGAGCCGAUCACUUACGUACGAGAAAUACCAGCAGCACAUGAAGAGUGAUGACCCUGGGGCACUUCACGAGUUUCCUCAAGAUUUACUGAGUGUGUACAGUGUGUCAUUCUACGAGAAACUCAACUUUGCAUUCAACUGCAUCACUGCUGUUCCUUAUGAGUUUUCAAUGUAUCUUCCGCAUCUAGUGCAUCUGGACUUGAGUUAUAAUAGAAUUGGUUUUCUGCCUGAUUCAUUCGGUUAUCUAUUCCAUUUAGAAACUCUUUUUAUAAAUAAUAACAAACUUAGAGAACUUCCAGAUACAUUUUGCUAUCUAGCAAGAUUACAGAAAUUAGAUCUUUCACAUAAUCAGUUAUUACAUUUACCAGAAAACAUUGGCCUGAUGGAAAGUCUUUUGAGUAUCAAUGUCAGUUACAACGAAUUAGAGGCGCUACCAGCUUCAAUCAGCAAAUCCAAAACUUUGAAACUCAUUCUUGCUAUCUUCAACAAUUGCAGUAGCCCUCCACAACAGAUUUGCAAUCAGGGCUCUGAAACGAUCCUUGCAUUCUUUGGAAAGAGUCAGAAAAAUGGAAAGGAUGGCAAGACAGGUACACAAGGGAAUGAAUUUGCCAGAGUUCGUGGUGACGUUUUGUCAACAACUCACUCAAAUCUCCAUACAGCGCGAGCUCAAUACGUACAAACACAGACUAAUGUGAAUGCAAUGAAUAGAAUAAAAACCCCACUUAGACCACCCCCGGAUGGUACCAAAAUGCCUCCAGAUGAAUUGGUGGAUAAAGUUGUUGGAUGUUUGUAUGGUGCAGCCAUUGGUGAUGCUAUAGGGCUGUGCACAGAGUUCAUGCUUCCUGAUGAGUGUCGUUUUUACUAUGAGAUGGGUGACUUAAGUUAUGAACAAAUGGUCAGAGACAGGCAUCGUUGCAAGUGGCAGAAAGGAGACUGGACAGAUUCAUUUGACCAAAUGGUGCUACUUUUAGACAAUGUUCUGAGUUGGGCUGGCGUGGUGGAUGAACUAGAGUUUGCCAAGACUCUUCUAUCCUGGUGCAAGCAUGGCUUUCCAGAGCUGGGAGAUACUGUUGGUAGAGGUGUCAGAGGUCUGCUAGCGAAGGUUGUUUGUGAGCCGUCCUUCUCAAGUGAUCCUCAUGGUGCCGCUAGGAAAGUCAGCGAUGCACUUGAAUCACCAACUAAUGGGGCAGUAAUGAGGACUGCUGUCCUUGGGCUGACCCACUUCUUUGAUCUUAACGAGGUGGCCUCGAAUGCCGUCAGAAUAUGCAAGGCUACAAACUACGACUCCAGGUGUGUUGCAAGUUGCGUCGUAGUCAGUACUCUGGUGGCCUCCAUACUGCAGGGAACACAUAAUUUGAGUGACAGGACGUCUCUAGAGCAGCUUAUUGGCAGCGUCAAGGAAAAGGGAAGCUCGUACUUGACUGAGGCUCAUCACCAGAAGGACUUCAAUCAUUACUUCGACUGCAAGACUUGGCAAGAUAUCGAGGUCUGUGAGCCACGCAUGACAGAUUACACAUUCAAACCGCUGGCCGCUGCGAUUGUGGCAUUACGAGCCAUGGACGACUUCCGGUGGGUGGAGCAAAUGUUGAAUCGUGAAUGCGACUGCACUGUUUCUUGUAAUUGGCCCACCAUCACGCAGCUUGCAAUGCAAGGCGGUCACGCCACUUGUAACGCUACAGUGGCCGGUGCAGUGCUAGGGUGUAAGCUGGGAUAUGCACAGCUACCCAAGGAGUGGCUAAACGGGCUACUUCCCAAGCAGGUCUCGUGGUUAAAUGGGAAAAUCAAUGCUCUACUGGAUAUGAUGGCUUUGCCCUAGGUGAUUAUAGGGAUGCGGACUCAGUGAAGACCCGGCCUUACUCUAAGUGAUUAUAGAGGAUGCGGAUUAAGCGACACCUGGCCUUGCUCUAGGUUCUUAUAGGGGUAUUGACUCAGUGGAGACCCGGCCUUACUCUAGGUGGUUAUAGACGUGUGGAUUCAGUGGGGACCCUGGACAUGAAGUUAGCUAGUGUAGCUAUUCGCUAUUUACAAAGUAAGUGGAACAAGGCUUGAGAACCUGGUGAAAGGCAUUUUUAUGUGCGUGUCCAACAUCUUUCUUGAACAAAAAAACUAGUAUAGGUUAACUUAAUGGGGAAAUAGAUAGGAAUGUGAGGCACAGCAGAAAGGAGAUGUGACAGAUUCUUGUUUCUCAUGAUUGUAUUGUGUUUAUUUGGUAUUAAAGUUCUUCUCCCAGAGUCCCCUUACGCCACCCCCACCCCCUUGAUUCCUAAGGUCCCUUACGCUACCAAACCCAGGGGUACCCCCUCGGGACUUGGUUCCUAAGGUCCCUUUCGCUACCAAACCCAGGGGUUUGGAGCGGCGACUACAAGUGAGAGGAAAGGGCCAUGGCAUCCUUUAGGGCUUGUUUCCCAUAUCAAGGUUGGGGAGGUAGCGACCAGGGAGCCAGGGAAAAAGAGCGCACGUAAUGAGUGAACGCUCAUCACCCCAUAUCAAGGUUGUGGAGGUAGCGACCAUGGGAAAAGAGCGCACGUAAUGAGGGAACGCUCAUCACCCCAUAUCAAGGUUGUGGAGGUAGCGACCAGGGGAAAAGAGCGCACGUAAUGAGUGAACGCUCAUCACCCUUAGGUAAUUGGUGAAAUGUACACAUUAAAUGCUUGAUCUACGUCA
Messenger RNA from Nematostella vectensis (starlet sea anemone), 2767 nucleotides. RefSeq lists its product as uncharacterized. Gene Ontology annotation, molecular function: protein binding. NCBI's taxonomy places the organism in Eukaryota, Metazoa, Cnidaria, Anthozoa, Actiniaria, Edwardsiidae. The transcript is spliced from 8 exons. The record is from RefSeq and is a predicted model, not a curated record. Bases 33 to 1919 code for a protein of 628 amino acids.